Molecule: messenger RNA, 2605 nt
Organism: Gasterosteus aculeatus aculeatus (three-spined stickleback)
Lineage: Eukaryota; Metazoa; Chordata; Actinopteri; Perciformes; Gasterosteidae
Gene: rtn4r
Product: reticulon 4 receptor
Biological process (GO): positive regulation of Rho protein signal transduction
Cellular component (GO): external side of plasma membrane; plasma membrane
Molecular function (GO): protein binding; ganglioside GT1b binding; ganglioside GM1 binding
Source: RefSeq, a predicted model, not a curated record
AGUGCGGCCGCCCUCCGUGCGCAUCCGCAACUCUUUUCUCCGUGUUCGUUGGGAAAUACACAGACAGGAUAUGUGCUGCGCUUUCAAAACAUGGAUCCAAUACUAAUUUUUCGCCUCUGCCAUUGAUUCUCCACUUAACACUUUGAGGCUCUGUCUGCGCGUCCCGCAAUUUUCUUUUGGGGUGGAGGGAGGGUGUGGGGGGGUGUGGGGUUGUGGGUGGCUGGGUAUCGAGUGGUGCGUCGAGAGUCUACUGAUCCUAAUGUUGGAUGUUUAUUUGCUGACAAUCUUUUCUUGAAUCCCUCGUCCAAAUGACUGAGCUCGGGUGCAGCCGGAGACUUGGCUCCCCACUCGGGAAGACCUACGGCUAAAGUUUGAAGGGCGCAGAGGCGGUCCGUCUCCCGCCGUCCGCUGGAUUCGCAGUUGCCCACAGAUUGCAAUAAAACAGCGGAUAUCCGCGUCUCCGCGCACGCUGGGAUCCGUCGGACUUGGAUUUACACCGUCUGGAUUCCACCCACAACUAAAUCAUGAAGACCGUUAUUACUGACGGGGGGCGACUCCUCUUUCUGGUGAUGUGGCUGAACCUCGUGCCUCAAACCGCCGGCUGCCCCGCCAAGUGCGUGUGCUACAGCGAGCCCCGGCCCACUGUGGCCUGCCAGCAGCACGGCCUGUUUUCCAUCCCUACCGAGAUCCCCGUGCGCAGCCAGCGGAUAUUCCUCCAGAGCAACAAGCUGACGGUGGUGAGGUCCACCAGCUUCAGCUCGUGCCACAACCUUACAGUUCUCUGGCUCUACUCCAACAACAUCAGCUACAUCGAGGCCGGAGCCUUUUACGGCUUGGAAAGGCUGGAGGAACUGGACAUUGGCGACAACGGCAACCUCCGCACCAUCAGCCCCACGGCCUUCCGAGGCCUAACUAAGCUGCACACCCUCCACCUGCACAGGUGUGGUCUGUCAGAGCUCCCCGUCGGGGUUUUUCGAGGAAUGUUUUCCCUACAGUACCUUUACCUGCAGGACAAUAACAUUCUCAGCCUGCACGACGACACCUUUCUGGAUCUUGCAAACCUCACCUAUCUCUAUCUGCACAACAACAAGAUCAAGAUAGUAACAGACAACAUGUUACGAGGGUUAAUCAAUCUGGAUCGGCUGCUGCUACACCAGAACCGGGUUAUCUAUGUCCAACCUAAAGCUUUCAGCGAUCUGGGUAAGCUGAAGUCCCUGUUCUUGUUCUUCAACAAUCUCACCGUCUUGACAGGAGAGACCAUGGACGCCCUGGUGUCUCUCCAGUAUUUGCGUUUAAACGGGAACCAGUGGAUCUGCGACUGCCGCGCGAGGACCUUGUGGGACUGGUUCAAGCGUUUCAAAGGCUCCAGCUCUGAGUUGGAGUGCAAUGUUCCCGAGCUCCUGACGGGGAAGGACCUGAAACGACUGAAAAGUGAAGACUUGGAGGGGUGUGUGGAAACUCCUCAAGUCCAGACCAAUCUCUUCAGCUCCAAGGGGCAGGGCGGGAAGUUCUCUUCCACUGAGAAUCCUCUCGGAGACACCAUUCCCAGGUGUUGCCUCGGAGAUAACGACAAGUCCUCCAUCCUGUCCGGCAAGAGCCGACAAAUCACCAACAACCCGCUUAAGGAAAAGGAGAACAUGUCUAAGACUAAAUAUAAGGAGCCGGAACGAACGAAAAAUGAGACCCAGAAUAAGCAGAAUGACGGACCUCUGGGAACCUUGUCCAACACCCUGGACAAAACCCUGGAAAAUCUAAACCCUGACCUCAUAGACAGUCUGGAGACAUCAACAGCAUCGAACAAGAAGAAAAAGAAGUGCUCCAAAAAGCCCAAAUCAGAUGCCCACUGCAUCAAAGGCCGGGGUUCCACUUUGCAAGCGCUGCACUCUCUCUUCAUUCCCAUGAUCUGGAUAUCUCUAGCCAUGUCUUAGGAUUCUUAACCUCACUUUGAACACAGAAAUCAAGAUUGUUGAUGCUCGUGACAAUGACAGGAGGAGAUGCGGUGACAGACAGUGACUGAAAAGCGAGGCGAGGACAAACAAUGAUAACCAAGACGUUAAAGUAUACAUUUGACAAAAUGGAUGCCUUUACAGAACACUACAGAUCUAAUGUAUAUAACGAAUCGGUGCCCUAAAAUAUUUGUUCUCUAUGUACUUAACUGUACCGUGUCAAAGCCACACUGCGGAGUCUCCUCCCUUUUUUCCUCUCGAAAGCUUUUACUGCUUAGACAGACCCCCGAAAGUAAAAAAAGAAAGAAAAAAAGAAAAACAAGACAAAAACAAGAAAACAAAUACAUGAAAUCGGUGAUCAGAGGGAACACAAAGAAUGUUGGGUCGGUUUAAUGAAGAUAAACGAUCUCCUCCCAUUAUUUAUUCAAAGUGAUGCAUUUGUUAUGGGUAAUGUUAUGUUUUUUAUGUUCAUAAAAGCAAAUGUUUUGCCUCCCCCACAUUUUAGUUAUAUUUUCAUGACAGAAAGGGUUUAUGGAUAGCAUUUACCAAAAGAAUGCUGUUGAUUUGUUCAUGGAGAUUGCAUUGAAACCAUAGAUAUGCAUUUUAUUUUACUUGUACAAGUAUGAAUAUAUUAUGAAUAAAAGUUCUUAUUUCGUAGA